AUGUAUGGUGUAUCAAUUGAUACCUAGAUAUGUUUGAUGUUUGCAGCAGUUGCUAGAGUAUUGUGGAUGUGGGACACACAAUUAACAAAGCUAACUAUUUCAAUGAUCGAAAUUAUCUUGGCUGUAGGCAUGCACGCCUACAUUAUCUUCUUAUGCUAUUAGUACAAGGACACUAUUUACAAAGGCAUUAAGGAGAAAUACUUGAAGAGUCCUGUUCUCAUACUAGCGUGUGCAGUUUUUAGUGUUAUAUUACAUCCAGGCACCAAAGGAGACUUUUUCUUCACUCUUUAGAUGCUAGUAUCUUUCACAAUAUUCCUUGAGGCAGUAGCAUUAAUACCAUAACUACUACAUUUGAGACAAAACAGAGACCCAGAAGGAUUGACUUCGACUUACCUAUAUUGCCUUGGUGGGUCAAGAAGUGUUAGAUUCUUCUUUUGGAUAGCAAUGAUCACUAAUAAUGAUACAUUCUGGUACCUUAUACUUGCUGAUUUGAUUCACACUUUCCUCUUAAUCGGCUUCUUUUAUCUUUACAGAUAAACAUUAAAAUCAGGUGGGGGACCAAUUCUAGCAUUUACUGAUAAGAAGUAGUUUUGA
This is a messenger RNA of Stylonychia lemnae, 594 nucleotides long. The record is from the annotation of a GenBank genome assembly. NCBI's taxonomy places the organism in Eukaryota, Ciliophora, Spirotrichea, Sporadotrichida, Oxytrichidae.